CUCUUCUUGGGAGGCGGAGGGAGGUUUGAAAUGGCCGGAAGCGCUCGUGCGGCUCCGCUCCCCCGAGCGGCCGGGGCGGGCGGUUCCUUCCCGUCGGGUGCUGAGGGCGGCGAUGGCGACCAAGCGGCUGGCCCGGCAACUUGGAUUAAUUAGAAAAAGUUCCAUAACUUCCUCAAAUGGCAAGAAUCACACUAGAAUCAAGUCAAGUAAGUGGGCAGCUGUUUGACUAUUUAAUUAUUAUUGACUUUGAGUCUACUUGUUGGAAAGAUGGUAAAUAUCAUUACAGCCAGGAAAUAAUUGAAUUUCCAGCAGUUUUGUUAAACACUUCAACUGGAGAGAUUGAAUCUGAAUUCCACAUGUACGUCCAGCCUCAGGAACAUCCAAUUCUUUCUGAAUUUUGUACUGAACUAACUGGCAUAAAGCAGAAUCAAGUUGACGAAGGGGUUCCUCUAAACAUUUGCUUAUCACAAUUUUCUAAGUGGAUUCAAAAGAUACAAAAGGAGAAGAAAAUUAUUUUCAAUUCAGAUGUUUCAAGCCAUUCUGUUUCUGAAGCAAAAUCAAGUACCUUUGUUACUUGGUCAGACUGGGAUCUGGGAGUUUGUUUGCAGUAUGAGUGCAAAAGGAAGCAGCUGCGAAAACCUGAUAUUUUAAACUCCUGGAUUGAUCUCAGAGCAACGUACAAGCUCUUCUACACUAGAAAGCCAAAAGGGCUAAAUGGUGCUUUACAGGAUCUGGGGAUAGAAUUUGCUGGACGGGAACAUUCUGGGUUGGAUGAUUCUCGGAAUACUGCCCGUCUUGCUUGGAGAAUGAUCUGUGAUGGAUGUGUGAUGAAAAUUACUAAAUCUUUGGAUAAGGUACAUCCGAAGAAGAAUUCAGUGUCCAGAUCUUUGAAUGUGAACCCCAUUGAAGAGAAUCCAUUGGGAAGUAAUGAUGGUGCUGAAACUUCAGAUAAAGAGAGAAUUUGCAAUAGCAACUGUCUAGCUGAGACUGAACACAGUAAAAUUGAUAAAAUGGUUAUAAAGUCCAAUGUAAAGGGAAAAGACCAGCAAGAGUCCAGUUCUACAAGUUCCUCUGCAAAUGUCCAUGUUGGGUCUAAAAGCAGUACAAAGAUUGAUGAAUGUGGUCAAACCCAAAGCUGCUUACCUCCACAUAUUGGCAGACUUCCUGUUCCCUUUGGACAGCUACAGGCUUCUCAUUGUAAUUUACUGACGGGCAUCCAGAAUGGAUUAAAUAAUGGACAUCUUAUUUCUACUUCCAAGUACAGCUCUUCAGUACUUGGUUCAGGGCUAGUGCUUGUCUCCACUACUAUUUCUUCUGUUAAUAUCUCUAAUGUAAAUGUAAGUACUAGUUCUGACUGUUUAUCUAUGUUGGCUGAUUGGGAAGAUGUAGCUUUAAUACCAGAAUCACAGCAUGAAGAAAAUACAGACUCUGUGAAGCUUAAAGAUGACCCAAAUACAGAGACUUCAUCAGUCCUUGGAGAAGUGAUGGUUCUGAAAGAACCAGCUAUGAUGAAUUCAGACUUUGAACGUUUGGGGCAAUUGGAGGCUUCUAAGUCUAUUGUGUACAAAAGUCCUAAUACUACUAUCUAUGAUGUAGGAAUAGCCCAAAGGCAAGCUUUAAAUUGUUCUGCUUUUAAGUUACCAUCUGCGAAGGUAAAUGCUACUUUAUCAAGUACAGUGUUAACUGGAAGUCAUUCCACCCCUUUCCCUCAGACUCCUAAAAGGAAACCAUCUAGUCCAAAAACUUUACCGCCAUCAAAAAAACAGUCAUUCACUGUACAUGAAGAUGAAGCUGCAUCUUCUGAUCAGCCCAUAUCUUUGAGAAAUUCAAGUUCAUACAAAGUUCCUACUGUUCUCUUAAACUCCACAGUCAACCUGAACCAAUCUUUAAAAGCUGUGAAAAGUGACAAACUGACUCCACCCUUAUGUAACUGUGGUCGAAGGGCUAAAAGACUAAAUGUGUCCAGUGCUGGUCCAAAUCAUGGCAAAGUAUUCUAUAGCUGUCCUGCUGGAAAACAUGAAAGGAAGAAGAGAGGCUGUGGAUAUUUCAAGUGGGAGCAUGUACUUCUAAAGGAAAAAUCCACACACACUAUUUCUACUCUUUCCACUACUGCAGCUGGUUUAACAUCUCCUAAAAUAAACUCAGAUUUUUCAGGAAAUUCUCACAGGAAAUAUCCGGGUCUCAGACCUUCUAUGAGAACUUGAAUGUUAAUUAAUUUUUGUCCAACUCUUAACAUAUGCUAAGUGGUCACUGAUAGUACGAAAAAAGAUAAGUAAAUGAUGCCACAGAUUUCAAUUUUAUGAGGAUUGGGCAUGAGUGACAUUGCUGGGCUUACUUCAGAUCAAAAUAGAACUAGUGAAGCAUAAGUGGAGACAGUCAGACAUUAAUAACUUGAGAAAAUUUGAGGAGGUUAGCGUGACUAACAUGAAAGUAUAAGCAGCUGGUAUCCCAAGUUCUAAUAUUUUUAUUUUCUUAUCAGGUAUUUUAGAUUUUUUUUUACCAGCCCAAUCCUUAAAUAUCAGUGUUAGUGAUACAAAUUUUGUUUGUGACUACCUUUUUCUAAAAAUACACCUCUAUAUAACUAACUCUUUACAAUGUAUGCAUAUGUCUUUACCACUUUCUGUCUAAGAAAUGAUACUUGAAGCAGUAAUGAUGCUUUUAAAAUGAUUUUAUACAGUCUUUAUUACUGAAAUGAAAUAAAGAUAAAUGUAAAUUCCUGUGACAUUUUGAGUAAAUAAACUUAAAAGUACCAUA
Messenger RNA from Chelonia mydas (Green sea turtle), 2754 nucleotides. It is a transcript of the gene ERI2, whose product is annotated as ERI1 exoribonuclease family member 2. Gene Ontology annotation, biological process: exonucleolytic trimming to generate mature 3'-end of 5.8S rRNA from tricistronic rRNA transcript (SSU-rRNA, 5.8S rRNA, LSU-rRNA). Bases 177 to 2204 code for a protein of 675 amino acids. The transcript is spliced from 9 exons. The record is from RefSeq and is a predicted model, not a curated record. NCBI's taxonomy places the organism in Eukaryota, Metazoa, Chordata, Testudines, Cheloniidae. Gene Ontology annotation, molecular function: 3'-5'-RNA exonuclease activity; nucleic acid binding; zinc ion binding.